AUGGUCAUACUAAAAGAAGGAGAGGCUGCGAUCUACACCUGCACCACACCGGGCUACUCGUGGGUCUCCAGGGACAAGGAGAAGCUAUCCCAGUGUUUCGAAGGGAACUGGACUGCGCUAUUGGAUAUGUGUGAUGAAGGACUCAAACAUCUCGUGGAUCUCAACUGGGACAACGAAUCUCCUCGACCCCUCGUGUUUCAUCCGUUCUUCGCUACCUACACCCACGUCCAAAUAGCGCGUCAGGAACCGUGGAACUUCACUUUGGGCUCCCGCUACCACGGCGACGCAGGUGACUCAUUUUCCUCCAACGAAGGAUACAACUUCAGCGUGGAAGACUGGUGGUGGGACGGCGGCAACCUCAAGAGCUUGUUCGACAAAUCGUCCCCACUGUGGAUGGGGGAACGGGCCGAAGAGAUAAAAUUGUAUGUUCGCCCGAGUGACUAUGACAGAGAGAGGUCUUGCCCGGCGCUGAUGGGCAUAGACUUUGACCCGGUCUCGCACAACACGGAGGUCAUCAUGCCUGUGUCAAGGGCUCCGGGAAACACUGUAGAGUUUAACUGUACUAAGGAAAUGUGGACAACAAGGGGAGGAAUUGAGAGUGCUAGCAACAUUGCCACCACGACGACGGUGAUGCAAGAGCCAAGACGCACCUCAGCCGUUGUGGAAUGUCUUGCUAAUGCUACUGGAAUGAUGCCUGAUUGGAAUGAUACACUAGAGCUGCCCUGUGUGUUUACCUGCCCGGAGAACUACAAUGAGACGGACAACGGAGAACACUGUCUUCGAUUCCACCAUUCCGGCGCUCACUUUGGCAUUACAUCAGCAGCCCUCGAGUGUCACAAGGACGGAGCUUCCCUCACACCGAUAGACAGACUGGCCAACAUCUCCCUCUUCGAACCUGACGUCUACUACUACACCGCCACCGUGACAUCCGACUAUGGCGGCAUUGCAUAUCAGCCUAACUACAUUACGGGCAUGCUUGACUGUAUGGGCGACGGCGCUGCGUUGGCCUUCCCUCAGACUGUGGGCACUCUGGACUUUAUUGCGAGGCUUGUUAGGAAACAUCAAACUAAUAAACUUUUAACGGGAGCGACGCUAAACAGAGACAACGACUGGACGGGCGGGGGCGUGUACAAUCCUUCGCCAGAGUUGGUGCAGCUGGCUGGGCAAGACGAGGAAAGGUACCACCGCCUCCUGAGGGUGCCACAGGAGCGUGAUGGGAACCUUGCACUAGAGCAGAUGGACUGGCAAAUUACGAACACGUCUGUGGAGUAUGUGGCGUGUCAGCUGUACGGCCUGGCAGCCUGUACAGAAGACCCAUCCUCAGCCCCAGACAACGCCACCUUAAUGCAUCCAGUUCUGAACCAUCGCUACGGUACCAUUAUUAACUACAGCUGCUACCCUGGUUACUUUGUGCUGGGGGACAUGUCAUGGUCUGAGCAGUGGGCCAAGUGCUCUGGAGAAAUGGGUGGCUGGGAGUAUUCCUACAACAAUGAGGAAAAAUCUUUCUUUGACUGCUCCCCAGUAGAAGUAUGCAAUGAGAUCACCAUUUUGGACAUUGUUGGCCCUUGCCCCAACGUCACCUACUCUACUGACCACCAGUACCUCAACGGCUCAAUCACCAUCAUCUGCCCAGCUGACGUCACCACCACCUUUGGUAAUGACACACAGAUUACCACCUGCUCUUUCCAGAAUGGCACGUAUGGCUAUUACCCCCAAGUCAUUCCCUGCGAUGUUUGUGACAGCCAACCUAUGUACAAAGGACACAACAUCAGCUGGAAUGAGAACCAGACUUAUGUGGUCGGAGACCGAGUGAAUGCCACCUGUUUGGAGAACUACCGGGGAGCACAGGGCCAGGAGGAGCUGCAGAUGGUGUGCUCAGGGAAUGGCUGGCACAAGACAAGCUAUUGCCACCCUGCCUGCCCGGACCCAGUAGAGCCCGGCGCUAGCAUCACCCUGGACAACCCCCAAAAUGUCUCGUUUGUCGGCGACACUGUCACCUACACCUGCUCCCCCGGCACAGUCUUGCCUCAGACGUUCCCCGAGGUGAAGAGCGAAAGAGUAAUGACAUGUAAGGAAUUUGGCCGCUGGGCACGAUGGCUGAAAAAUCCUUACUGCGCUAAAUUGUGCAUGACAGACCCGCCAUCUAAUCCACAUCCAUUUGAGGUCCCCUUUGCUGCCCCUGUCAUCUCCAACUGGGACAGUUACACCAGGGAAGUUGGAACAGAGGUUGAGCUGGAGUGCACAGAUGGCCGACUGCUUCCCUCUCUGCAGUCCAGCAUGACAAUUGAGUGUGGUGAGGAUGAGACAUGGACAGAAGUGGAUAUUAACUCUCUCAUCUGCAGGCGAGUGGCACAAGAGGAACCCCCACAACCCCCUGGCAGUGAGAUAGAGAGCUCCACACCUGACAACUACUGGGAGGGGGAUGUGGUAAGCUAUAGCUGCCCUCCUGAUCAAAUGUCCCUCACUGGCAACACCACCACCACUGCUUACUUUAAUGGCUCCCACUGGCUGCUGGAUGACCCGGGCUUCAGCUGCCAUAACGUGUGCAAGAGUGAUCCCCCAAUACCCCAGACACCCGGCACAUAUGACUGGAAUGGCUGGAGCAGGGUUGUCGACACACAGGUGGAGUUGGCAUGUCCUGAUGACAAACUGUUUGCCAACCUCAACACCUCCAUCAACAUCACCUGUGAGCCUGACACCCUCAGCUGGACUUUUGUACACCCAGAAAUCCUACGUUGCAGAAUAUUGGCACCAGACAGACCUCCACAACUCAAUGGGAGUGAAGUAGUGGGCCCCAUCCCUAACAACUACUGGGAGGGUGACGUGGUGAACUACCGCUGCCCUCCUAACCAAAUGUCCCUCACCGGCACCACCAACACCACCGCUCACUUCAAUGGUUCCCACUGGCUGCUGGAUGACCCGGGCUUCAGCUGCCAUAACGUAUGUUGGAGUGACCCUCCUACACCUCGGCCACCUGGCAACCACACUUGGGAUGGCUGGACUAGAUUUGUUGACACACAGGUGGAGCUGACCUGUCCUGAUAACUACCUGUUUGCCAACUUCAACAUCUCUAUCAACAUCACCUGUGAGCCUGAUACCCUCAAUUGGACCUUUAUGGACCCAGACACCCUCCGCUGCAGAAUGUGGACAUUUACGCCUCCCCCAUUACUUCCGCAAAAUGUGCUGGAGGACACACCAAAUGCCUAUUACUGGGAGGGGGACGAGGUGCACUUCAGCUGCCUCCCAGACCAUCUGUCUCUCUCUGGCACCAACACCACCACUGCUCACUUCAAUGGCACCCAAUGGCUACUGCAGGACCCUGACUUUAGCUGCUAUCCCACGUGUAUCAGUCCACCACCAGAGCCAGGGAAGCACAUGGACCAGCAAUAUGAUGGGGGGAAUGAAUGGGGGGCUGUGGUCACCUACACCUGCUCCACACAGUUCAGUGAUGGCAACACAACCAUUAAUGUCACCUGUCAUGAAGGGAACUGGACCCUCAAUAUGCUGCCAACUUGUGAAGGUAAGUGUUGCAACCUACUAGACCUUUGUACCUCUUUCUACCUAAACUUCAUGUCUAAGCCAGUUUAGGUCUUUAGUACUAUAAGUUAUUAAGGUUUUCAAACCUGUUGCAAGCCUCAGGACCUUUGUACCUCUGUCUAUCUAAGCUCCAUAUCUAAGCUAGUUCUAAGUAUCAAGUGAAAGUUAUCAGGGUUUAUAAAGAUGCUAUAAGUUUCCUUUAGACAUUUCUAUCUAUCUAUCUUAGCUCCACACUCUCAAAUAUUUACCGUGAUAUUUAAGCUAGUUUUAAUUCCUUCGUGAGAGUUAUUAGGGUUUUUCAAAGGUGUUGUAAGUCACCUUUGACUCUUUCUAUCUGUUUAUCUAUCUUACUUUUAAAUAAUUUGUGUCAUAUCUGAGCUAAUUGGGAGUCUAUAUUGUAAGUUAUUUGAUUUUUUUAAGGGUGUCUACCUCUAUUCACCUGUCCAUACUCUCAAACCUUUACAAAAAUCAUUAAUUUUAAGCUAACACUCAUUAUAAAUACAAAUACAGAGGCAGUAAAUUAUUUUUGUUUUAAUAUCUGAUUCCCUUAACCAUAUCAUAGGGUUCAAGAGAUUUGUUACUUUUAACUUUAUACAAUCCAGUAUUUUAAUAUCAUAAUGUUCUAAUUCCAGAUGGAGCCAAGCUGAAAAAAAAACCUAUUAUCACAUUUUUAUAAAUUUCUGUAUUCUUUCUUUUCCAGAAUGAAAUAACAAAUAUAAGAGCUUUUGUAAUUUUCAGACAAUAUCACUGCAUUCAAUAGGCUUUGCACUCUAAAGAAUCAUGAAUAUACAAAUUAAUACUUUGAACUUCAUGAAAAAAAAAAAAAAAAUCAAUUUAAUCAUUUCACUUUUCAUCAAAACAAAUCAAGUGCAAUAACUUAAUACAUGCGUAUUUUUGAGAUAUUUAAUGAACACUUCCUAGAUUUUGCAGGUGUGCAGUCCAGCAGUAAAAUAUAUUCAUGCACUAUGUAUAUACUCAAUGCAUAUUUCCUUCACUCCUUACUCUAUAUUUCUAUUAAUCAUCUUCUCAUU
Messenger RNA from Portunus trituberculatus (swimming crab), 4568 nucleotides. RefSeq lists its product as uncharacterized. The record is from RefSeq and is a predicted model, not a curated record. The transcript has 26 exons. Lineage: Eukaryota; Metazoa; Arthropoda; Malacostraca; Decapoda; Portunidae. Bases 1 to 3588 code for a protein of 1195 amino acids.